Mobula hypostoma (lesser devil ray) is the source of this 1612-nucleotide messenger RNA. RefSeq names its product fumarylacetoacetate hydrolase domain containing 2A (gene fahd2a). The record is from RefSeq and is a predicted model, not a curated record. The transcript is spliced from 9 exons. Gene Ontology annotation, molecular function: catalytic activity. Lineage: Eukaryota; Metazoa; Chordata; Chondrichthyes; Myliobatiformes; Myliobatidae. The coding region runs from base 93 to 1070 and encodes 325 amino acids.
AAUUAAUGGACCGGGUUAUGAUUGCUUAGCGCUUGCCUUCUAGCUUUAUAUGGAUGUCGUUGUCCGCUAACGGCUGAGAUUAGAGUGUUAUAAUGCAGGUUGUCACUAAAACAACUGCAAUUCUCCGUUUGGCCCGAACCAGGCUGUGGAACCUUUGUCCUCUCCAAGUGAGGCAUCUGUCAGAAUCCAAGGGCUGCAAGAUGAGACUUGUCCAGUUCCUGACUGUUGGUGAUCGAAGUGGAAUGAGAGUGGGAGUGCAGGAGAGGGUCGGAGGAAAUGUAAUUGACCUGAAUUUAUUUGAUAAUUCCCUUCCCAGAAAUAUGAAGGAGUUUUUGGAAAAGGGAGACAUUGCCAUGGAAACAGCAAGAAGAGCCCUGGAUUGUGGAAACCAUGCACGUUGUCUUUCUGAGAUAGAACUUUUGUCACCUAUAACAAACCCAGACAAAGUGGUGUGUGUUGGGAUGAACUACAUGGAUCACUGCCUGGAGCAGAAUGUCCCAAUCCCUAAGGAGCCUGUUAUAUUCAGCAAGUUUGGUAGUUCUAUAGUAGGGCCUUACAGUGACAUCAUCCACCCUAAAGAGAGUAAUGAGUUGGACUGGGAGGUGGAGCUGGCGUUUGUCAUUGGGAAGAAAGGCAAGCACAUUGAGAAAGAAGAAGCAAAGAACUAUGUGGCUGGGUUCAUGGUAGCGCACGAUGUCAGUGCACGAGACUGGCAGAUGAAGCGAAAUGGCAAGCAGUGGCUGCUGGGUAAAACAUUUGACACGUUUUGCCCUCUGGGCCCAGCCAUUGUCACCCGAGAUGCUGUCUCAGAUCCUCACAACCUAGGGAUACGCUGCCGGGUUAAUCAACAGGUCAUGCAGGAUAGCAACACUAGUCAACUAAUCUUUAAAACAGAGGACCUUGUCGCUUGGGUAUCACAGUUUGUGACCCUGUACCCUGGGGAUGUCUUUCUAACUGGAACACCUUCUGGGGUUGGUGUAUUUAGGAAUCCACCCAAGUUCCUCAGACACGGAGACAUUGUGGAAUGUGAAAUAGAUGAAAUUGGAAUUCUAAGGAAUGUCGUCAUUUAGAACUUUGCUGUUUCAUUUUGGAUUCAUUGAAGGGGCCGUGGACAAUUCUGAUUUGAUGGAGAAUGGACGUGAAAGCACAGAGGAACAUCUGGAGAAAUUUCUGAAAUGCCCGUCCGCUGCUGUCAUUACUAUGUGGUCGGGAAUCUUUCGGAGAGUAGGCCUCAAAAUCCCUGGCCUUGCCUGCUUUUGGUGACUGAGAAGGAGGUCGAAUCAUUUGGACAGAGAUGGCGCUCAGUACUCGGUGUUGGAGAGCUGAUCAGAGCUCGAAGUUUUCAGAUGACUCAGAGUCGGGUUGUGGUCGGCAUGGCAGGGAGAGUUUUUCUUCCUUCUCCCGUCUGCGUGAGAUGUAGGACAUUUGAGAAACUUUGAACUUUACUGUGCUCACGGACUUCUUCAUCAAGUUAUGGUAUUGUUACACUGUUCGUAACUAUAUGUUAUAAUUAUGCGGUUUUGUCAGUUUUUUCAGUCUUGAUUUGUCCUGUCUUUUGUGAUAUCACACCGGAGGAAAUAAUGUAUCAUUUCUUAAUACAUGCAUUACUAAA